UCUCGUCAAGCUCUCGUAAGAUCAAACAUCUUCCCACGACCCUGUCUCUCUCUCUGUCUCUCUGCGCUCCUAGAAAGAAGCAUGAAACCUCCAUGUCCUGUCCAAGACAGAGCCCACAAAAAGGACAUCAGAUGCCACAAUUAUGGUGGCGGCUCUGCUGCUGCGACUACUGCGCUCAAUCCCCUCCUCGUCUUCGCUCUCCUCCUCGCCACCAUCUUCACCCUCUUCAUGCUCUUCUCCCCCUCCCCUCCGAUGAUCAAGCCCGACCUCCAGCGAAACACCUCCUCCUUCAUCAGGCCUCAACAGGAUUGUGACUUGUACAGAGGGCACUGGGUUCCAGAUUUUAGACGGUCUUCUUCGUACACGAAUUCGAGCUGCCCGACCAUUCCGGACUCCAAGAACUGCUUCAGGCAUGGGAGGAAAGACACGGACUUUCUGAAUUGGAGGUGGAAGCCCGACGGGUGCGAGCUCCCGAGGUUCGAUCCUCGGGCCUUCCUGGGUAUGGUGCGAGGGAAGACCCUAGCCUUCGUCGGCGACUCCGUCGCCAGGAACCACAUGGAGUCGCUGCUCUGUCUCUUGUCGCAGGAGGAAACGCCGGUCGACGUCUUCAAGGACUCGGAAGAUCGGUUCCGGACGUGGCACUUCCGGGGACACGACUUCACGCUCAAGAUCCUCUGGUCACAGUUCCUGGUGCGGGGCGAAGAGGAAGUGAUCAACGGCUCGUCUACGGGGACUUUCUCCCUGCACCUCGACGAGGUGGACGGCGCGUGGGCGCGCGAGAUCCCCACCGUGGACAUCGCCGUGGUCUCCGCGGGGCACUGGUUCUUCAGGAAGAUCCGCCUCUACCAGCGGGGCCGCCUCGUGGGCUGCGUCUACUGCGAGGAGCCCAACGUGACCUCCUACGGCCCCGAGCACGCGCUGCGCAUGUCACUCCGCGCGGCGCUUGGCCACAUCAAUGAAUGCGAGGAGUGCAAGGGGACGACGACGACGCUGCUGAGGACAUUCUCGCCGGCGCACUUUGAGAACGGGACGUGGGACACGGGCGGGGGGUGCGCCCGGACGAGCCCGUACGGGGAGGGCGAGAUCGAUCUGGGGAGCUCCGAGUGGGGGUUCAGGAACAUGCAGAUGGAGGAGAUGGCGAGGGCCGAGCGGGUCGGGAGGGGAAGGAGGAGAGGGAGGCGGUUUGCGGCGUUGGACGUGACGAGGGCGAUGCUGAUGAGGCCGGACGGCCAUCCCGGCGAGCACUGGGGGAACAAGUGGAUGAGAGGCUACAACGACUGCGUGCAUUGGUGCUUGCCGGGCCCUAUUGAUGUCUGGAGCGACUUCCUGAUGGCUGCUCUGAGCCAACAUAUAUAAAUAUCAUUUAUAGAGCAAAAUUAAAGAUAAAUUAAUACUUGUUCAUGGUUUUUAUACCAUUAUUAAUAUAGUUACAAUGUAAUCGAUUCUUUGCA
Rhodamnia argentea is the source of this 1451-nucleotide messenger RNA. Its product is annotated as xyloglucan O-acetyltransferase 4. Bases 82 to 1356 code for a protein of 424 amino acids. Gene Ontology annotation, molecular function: O-acetyltransferase activity. Lineage: Eukaryota; Viridiplantae; Streptophyta; Magnoliopsida; Myrtales; Myrtaceae. Gene Ontology annotation, cellular component: Golgi apparatus. The record is from RefSeq and is a predicted model, not a curated record. The transcript has 3 exons.